Neodiprion virginianus is the source of this 5340-nucleotide messenger RNA. RefSeq lists its product as uncharacterized. NCBI's taxonomy places the organism in Eukaryota, Metazoa, Arthropoda, Insecta, Hymenoptera, Diprionidae. The coding region runs from base 1 to 5340 and encodes 1779 amino acids. The record is from RefSeq and is a predicted model, not a curated record. The transcript has 3 exons.
AUGACUGUCAGAGAUUUGAAGAGAGAUAUUAGCGUGCAAAGAACACAUUACGUGUGUUUCAACAUCGAUGAUGCUGCGUAUGCCGGUGCUUUCAGGUCCGAGGAUCCCAAAGAGAUGCAUUUAGUGAAAGCUUUGAAUCUCUUUUUCAAAAGAUACGAUGCCGGACUUUUGAUGUCUUCGAAGUUGAACAUAUCCAUAUGGAGGGAUGCGAAAUUUUACAACAUUUUCGACGGCCAAGCGAGAGGAGACGACUGCCUUCCAAUUACAGUCGGAAGUGGAGGAUCUGCUAAGUUGAUACUGGUUCGUGAUCUGACCGGUGUUGUUUUUGUGAUCUUAGAACGAAGUUGUGUCAGUAAUGAGCCAUUCGUUUUAUUUCCAAUCACUGUUAUUAAUGCGUACAAGAUUCCUUCGCAUCCCGACGAUCCUGAAGAGCCUUUCAAAUCUAUAGGAGCACCCAAACGAAGGCCAAGUGACUAUAAGAUUCAAGAAAAGUUCCGAGCUUUGGUCCAAGGGACCUAUCACCUGAUGCAUCCUGAAGUGCCAGCUGAACUCCGGGGUCGAGGUCACCUGAUGAUUGCUGUCGCAGCGAUUGUUUACUCCCGUCUUAUAAGUGCCAAGAAGUGGAGCUCGGUGAUAGUCGACUUGAUAUUCAAUCAGGCGCAUAUUUACAUGAUCGAUUUGGUGCGAGCACUGGAGAAGAAGCUGGAUGAUACUUUUGAACUGAAAAUAGAUGAUCUUAUGGGGGACGUAAUUUUGGGCGUGUACUCCGCCAAGAUAAACGUGACGGCGAACGUUGUGCCUGGACAGAAGAAAAAAGGGAAAUCGACUAUCGAUGCUGGGAUUCGAGAGUUUUUUCAGCAAUACCAAUCGGGCAUUUUAGAGAUAAAGCAAAUAUUUUUUCCAAUUUGGAAAGAAGAGAAUAAGUUCUAUUUUCUUGAUCCAUUCGGUUGCGACGACGAGGGAUUCCGAGUCGAUCCUGAUGACCCUACGGACGCAAACAGAUAUAAGAUGUCGAAACCGUGUGCGACAAUGAAUAGUUCCGUUAACGAAUUGGUUGAAACGAUUCUCCAAAAUACCGGCAACAAAGACAAGGAUCCGUUUAUCUUACACGCGCUUCGUGUACUCUACAUAAAAACUGGCAGCACUCCAGGAGGACCGCCAGACAACGUUAUUUAUCGUGAAAAACGAACAAACCGCAGACCAUUGGCUCAGGAAUCCCAUCAAGUGAAAAGUAUAGACCAACAUGAUGCCGAGUGCAGAACUAAGAUUGAUAUGGUACCGAAACCGCGAUCAGAUGCCGAAAAAACGAAGGAACAGCAGACCCAAUUUCCAGAGUUGAUGAGCAAUGUCGAUGAUUAUAUGAUGAAAGCAGAUGAACCAGGAUCCUUCAUAGUAAAAAGACCGUCAGUAGAAUUGCUGGGUGAAUUCAGGUACGGCGCUUCAUCAGCUGAGCAAAUUACUGCACCCGACGAAGUUGCAUCAAAAUCUAAUGACCCUGAAAUUCGAUACAUUUUUGGUUACCACGUAGUGAAUCCUCAUCGCCUGUCGUUGCGAGGUGAAAAAAACUGUCUUGCUGAGCAAUUCGAGGAACGAGCUCGUGGGCAACAAGGAUUAAUUAUUGCGUUGACGGCAAUGGCAUAUGGCAAAGUGAAACCACCCGACUCUUGGCGAAAUAUUGAUGUUAAUCAGAUUAUCGACGUUGGAGAUAAGGCUUAUACCAGUACGAUCACUUGGAUUCAGCGUGGCAGUCCGGCUGAAAUGGAGAAAAAAGAUAAGGGUGAUCCUGUGGACGACGAUGAUGAAGAAGAAGGGAACGAAGAAGAGGGCGACGAAGAGGAGGAAGAAGACGAAGAAAAUGAAAACGAAGAAAAGAAAAAAGGCAAACAAGAAUUUAAGGGAAAACUUCAACCGGCACCAAGUCAUCUCGACGUUACAAUGCUACCUGAGAAAAUAAUGCUCGGUGAAAACGAAGUGCAGUUCAAGAAGAAGCUAAACUUUGCCAAUGGUGACGCUAAUCCGCUGGCGAACCUUGGAGAAGCUCUCGAGCAGUACUUCGAACGCUAUGACGAAUUGAUAGUGGAGAAUAAGAAGCUAAUGUUUGGUGUUUGGAAAGGGAACGGGAAGUACUAUAUAUUCAAUCCGUACGGCAGUGACGAGGAAGGAAGACGUAUGCGAGGGUUUCCGGCUACUUUCAUCGUGGCUGACACCAUAAAUGAACUCACUAACGUUUUCUAUGAGAUUCUGGAAUACAACGAUCCCAAAUUCAAGCUUCAUUUCAUCGGAAUCGAGUCGAUUCAGCCGGGUGAUAAAUACAUUGUUCCAGAACCAAUUGAGGUACCUGGGGGGGAACUACCGGUUAAAUAUCAGACCAUAUUUUUGCCUGUUACUGACGAGGAUCUGUUCGUACCGGAACCGGAACCUGAGCCUGAGGUGCAGGUGAUAGCUCAGACAAAGAAAAAGAAGGGAGCAAACGACGACGACGAUGAUGAGGAAGAAGGGGAGGACGACGAAGAAGAAGAUGUGGAUGAUGAUGAAGAUGAGGAAGAAGAGCAGGGAAGCGAGAAACAAGAAGAGGCCCUGAUGUUGGAAGCCGAAAAACCGAUAAUAGAUCCCUUAUUGGAAGUAGAAGAACAAGAACAGCCCGAUGCUCCGGAUGAAUUGGACUUAACUCUUCUGUCUGGAACAGUGAUAAUUGAUACGAAAGGGGAGCAGCAUGGCGAAGAAAUAAACGAAGCACUGAUUUACGAGAAGCUGAAAUACAGACACCCACCGCCGUUCGUCUCCCCGCCAAAAAAAGUUCUUUGCGUACUGCUGGAGGCAAAGAAAGCGUCAAAAUCUUCUCACUCAUUAUUGUCAAGGUUCUCGAUUGACUCUAUGUUAUCGAUUAAAAAGGAUAGUGGUCUCCCCACCGGUGUACCUACUCAACAACCAACUAUAACAGCGGUUGACGUUACCGAUGGUGACAAGGUUUCAAAGGUCAUCAAACUUCCGCCUAAAAAGUAUUUAGUGUCAAGACUCCCAGAGAUUGGAUUCACGCCAAUUAGAGCUAUCAACGAAACGUACGUCGAAGAUGAAGAUUUGAAUAAAGGUAAGGAAAACGAAUGCCGCCAAAGCAAAAUUAAGAAAACUCCCCAAAACGUGGAGCGGGAAGACGUCGCAGAAGUUCCGACCACCGUGCGUAUCAAACCGGUUUUAAUUCCACUCGGACCACCAAUAAAAACACCAACCCCUGGAAAAAAACCGAAACCUUGCGUGGAUAGAAUAAAGAGACGAUGCAAAAUAAAUUCAAUCGACAAAGAAGAUCCAGUUCUGGAAAAGCUUAUGUGCAAGACUGAAGACUUACUGCUGGAUUUGAUGUUUCCUGACCCCGACACUGACGUGAAGAAAAGACAAGCAACCAUUCAUGAAAAAGAGAGGUCGGAUGAAAAGACGAAAAACAAUGAAAGCCGAGUUCGAAGGAAAGAUCGAAACAAGAAAGAAGCAUCUUCAGCAGAGCCGGAACGUUGUGGCUUUAGGAUGACCGAAGACGAAGUCGGCGUGAUAAAUGGGAAUAUAUGUUUGGGGGAUAGAGAAACGAUUGAAGAGUGUCACUUCAAGCAAUGUUAUUUCGCAGCGAUAAUCUGCGUGUUGGCUAAAAUUCGACUGAAUCUUGAUACGUUGCGAGGCAGUGUAUUAGACAAAUUUAUUCUAGCAGGUGAUGAAGUAUAUCAGCGCACAGGUAAACUGAGGUAUAAAGCUCUCCGUUGGUUCUACAACAUAGAAAUUCUUGGAUCGAAAUGUAAUAUUGCCUUGAGGCAAAUUGUGUAUGCCAAUCCCGAGGAGUGUUCGGAAGAUGAACUUCUGAAGGUGAUCGCAAAUUACUUGGAAAACGACAGGAGCGGUAUUCUCGUAUUUCCUUCCGCUAGCUACGCUUUUUGGUAUAGUCAAGAAAAGUAUUACCUCUUCGAUCCGUACAGCUGUGACGACGAUGGCCAUGCGAGUUCAGAUGGAUCAGCUUGUCUGAUGGAAUUUCAGGAUUUGGAUACUAUGAUUACCAGAAUUAAAGAAAAUACGGGAGAAGCAGCUGAUAAGGUAUUCCGAAUUCACGCUAUUGCCAUUGCGCACAUGGAAGAAAUUAAGCGAAAGCGAAAAAAGCGUAGAACAAAGAUUUCACGUAUUGAAACAGAGCCGCAGCAGCCACAACCAUCACCAGAGCCAGAGCCAGUUUUAUCACUCAUUGAACUGUCUGAAUGGGUGACAAAAGUGAAAAAGAACAAAGUUAUUUUUGACAUGACUAUCCCUGGCUUCGCGGCUGUUCCCAGCUUUAAUGCGUCCACACUGGAAGUGACCGUACUUGAAAAUGAUAUAACAAACCCAAUCAGAACUGAGUUUAAAACAAACAAAAUUGUGAAAGGCAAAGCGAAGGCCGUUGAUCAGUCUAAUGGCAUAGAUCUAGUACGUAAAAAACCGUACGACAGGAAGUUCAAAGAAAACUCAUUCGUUUCAAAACCUAUAGAUUUGUGCAUCAUCGCCUGGGCAUGUGUUCAUGACCCUACGCUUUGGGGUGGAAAAACUAUCAGAGGCAUAUGUGAUGCUGGAAGAGAUUUCACCGAGGACUGUAUAUUUGCAUCGGAGGAUACAACUGCUUCAGAUACGACGGAUGGAGUCUUGCCGGAGUUUACGAUAGCAAACUACAGUUUCCGAGCAGCGUUCGCUCCGCUACACCAAGGAACUUUGUACGCUGUAACCGGUUGGAACUUGGCAAUGUCCUUGAAGAAGUUAUUCAGCACGCCAAUUUACUCGGGCGCUAUAAUAAUUUGCGGCAAAGCACAUAUUGGCGUUAUGAAAAGGAAAGAGAACUUUUAUGCCUGGUGGAUAAUUCCUAGGACAAAACAACUGAAGAUCAUCACCUCGGAAGAAAUGGAAGACUUCUUGAAACUGAUCGUCCAAGAAAUCAAUGAGCCGAACGAAAUCGAAUUCUCGAUAAGAGCGGUGACAAUUUCGUAUGCUCGAAAAAUGGCACCUGACUGCGAGGACACAACCGGUCUUCACGAAAGAGCUGUGCCAGCUACGUCGUUGGCCGAAAUACACAGAAAAUCACUACCGCCUUACGACAUUGAGGCUCUAUUCCGGAAAACGGUAUCUGAUACCAAACCAAUAUUUGUUCAAGGAACGGUGGCUGUUCGAAAUCGCGAAAUAUUGACGGAGCCCAGAGUGAAACGAUGCUAUUUUGUAGCACUGUUAGCCGUCAUGGUGAAGAGAGACAUCAUUCAAAGUGCGGUGGCAGGAACGAUCGACAAAAUAAUCGAGGUUGCAGAGGGAUUGUACAAAGAGUUUGACGAGCCCAAAGCAAUUCAGUGA